CUCUCUCUCUCUCUCUCUCUCUCUACAAAAGCAUCCAUACCCUUUUCUCGUCUUUUUUCUUUCUGAAAAAACGCAACAGUAGAGUAUCAUUUGAUUAGGACUGUUUCAAUUCAAACAGUUUUCGCUCCCUCUUUAUCAAUGGAAGAUGAUGGUCAAUGGCAUGACCCACUUCUUAUAACAGACGUUUCUUGGCAAAACGAGCAGAAUUCCCACUCUCACUACCCUUUAAUUACAAGAUUGCCAAGCUCGCAAACUUCGAUAAUGGAAGAUCCUGAUGAUAUUCAUCCUCGUUCAAAUGAUGAUAUUUAUUGGAAAAAUUCAAGCUUUGUGCCUAAUAAUACCCAAAAAUCCACUGACCCUAUACCGAACCUUGUUGUUGUUGAUGGUCGGUCCAUGUUGCAAUUUUCCCUUACAUCACCUGAUUUGGUAAUUUGUGCCGGUUCACCCGACAUGCCCGUGAGGAGCUAUGAGGAAUCCCCAAGGUUUUUGAGGGGUGCCUCCAUUGAGCUUUCUUUAGAAAACGGAAUCAAUGGGCCCGAAAUGGGCGGUGACCAAGAAACUCCAGGUGCAUCAAAAUUUCCAGCAUCUUGGCAAUUGGGGGAGGAAGAUUCUUUUACAGAUGCUUCAUUAGAGCUUCUUCCAAUGCUAAUCAGUGAAGACAAUCUUUCCACCAAACCCCUUCCUGUUAUUGGUAUUAACGCUGGCUCAUUGGAAGGUGCAACGACUUUGGAUGGGGCUAAUUUUAAAGAGGACAUUUGUUUCACUGGUGGCGACACGCUAAGGACUGAAACAAAAAUUGGGGAUGGAGGAGGGCUUGUGGUUUACCAAACAGCAAGAUUCGGUAACUUUUCGUAUCGAUUCAAGACAUUGGAAAGAGGAAACUAUAUUGUUGAUCUGCACCUCGCGGAGAUUGUGUUCACGGAUGGCCCACCUGGGAUGAGAGUGUUUGAUGUGUACAUACAAGAGCAGAAGGUUGUUUCCUGCAUAGACAUAUAUGCCCGUGUUGGUGCUAAUAAACCUCUAGUUAUCCCCAAUUUAAAAGCUUUCGUAAAUGGUGACGAGGGUUUAUCAAUAAGAUUUGAAGGAGUAACUGGAAAUCCUCUUGUCUGCGGCAUUUCUGUGAGGAAACAUCUCUCUGCAAGUUUUGGGGAAGUUGAAUUGAUCAAAGCUACAGAAAUGUCACAGAUAACAGAAACUGAGCCACCAAAAGAUACCGGGGAAUAUGAAGUUGGACAAAUUGAAAAGCUUCAAGUAGAGUAUGAGUGCCAGAAAAGGGAACUAACUGAAACAAGGAAAGCUUUAGAGAAGCUUAAGAGGGAGAAUGAAAGUAAGAGCAGAGAAUGCCAAGAAGCAUGGAGAUCUUUGAAGGAUCUCCAAAAUGAGCUCAUGCGCAAGUCAAUGCACGUUGGUUCACUAGCUUUUGCCAUUGAGGGACAAGUGAAAGAGAAAAGCAGAUGGUUUUCCUCCAUGAGAGACUUGAAAAGAAAAUUGAAGCUUAUGAAAAUGGAUCAAAUCAAGCUAUCAGAGGAGGCAUUGUCAUAUAAGAAAUGCUUGGUCGAUAUGAAUGACAUGAGCUCUAUCAUUCAGUCCAAAUUAAAUGAGCAAGUAGAAUUACAUAACGAUAUUAAAAACAAAUUCAUCAAAGGGGCCAAGGAACGGAAAGAACUUUACAACAAGAUUUUGGAGUUGAAAGGAAACAUUAGGGUCUUCUGCCGGUGUAGGCCUUUGAACACUGACGAGAUUGCUGCUGGAGCUUCAAUGGCUAUGGAUUUUGAAGCUGCGAAAGACGGUGAACUGACAGUAACAUCAAACGGUGCACCAAAAAAGACCUUUAAGUUUGAUGCUGUUUUUGGACCCCAGUCCAACCAAGUUGAUGUUUUUGAGAAUACAGCCCCAUUUGCAACAUCAGUCCUUGAUGGCUACAAUGUGUGCAUUUUUGCUUAUGGGCAGACAGGAACUGGGAAAACUUUUACAAUGGAGGGAACAAAUGGAGCCCGAGGUGUUAACUUUAGGACUCUUGAGGAGUUGUUUCACAUCAUCAAUGAGAGAAAGGGAGAGUUUCAAUACGAACUAUCUGUAAGCGUUCUAGAGGUAUACAAUGAGCAGAUACGGGACUUACUAGUGCCUGGAACUCAGAUAGGAGGAACUACAAAGAGGCUAGAAGUAAGACAAGUGGGUGAUGCAAUACAUCAUGUUCCAGGUCUGAUUGAAGCUCACGUGAACAACAUGAGUGAGGUUUGGGAAGUUCUACAGACUGGAAGUAAUGCAAGGGCUGUUGGAUCAACUAACGCUAAUGAGCACAGCAGCCGGUCCCAUUGCAUACACUGUGUGAUGGUGAAGGGGGAGAAUCUGUUGAAUGGGGAAUGUACAAGAAGCAAACUUUGGCUGGUUGAUCUAGCUGGAAGUGAGAGAGUUGCUAAGACUGAAGUACAAGGUGAAAGACUAAAGGAAACCCAAAAUAUUAAUCGAUCUCUUUCUGCACUUGGUGAUGUCAUAUCUGCUCUUGCAACUAAGAGCCCACACAUCCCUUUCAGGAACUCCAAGCUUACUCAUUUGCUUCAAGACUCCCUAGGGGGAGAUUCGAAGACACUAAUGUUUGUCCAGAUAAGUCCUAAUGAGAAUGACUUGAGUGAGACUCUUUGCUCACUGAACUUUGCAAGUAGAGUGAGAGGAAUAGAAUUGGGUCCUGCAAAGAAGCAAGCAGACAGCACUGAGCUCUUAAAGUACAAGCAAUUGGCCGAGAAGACAAAGCUAGAUGGAAAAAGCAAAGAUGUGCAAAUUAAGAAAAUGGAGGACACCAUUUCUGGUUUGGAUGUGAAGUUGAAAGAAAAAGACACCAAAAACAAAUUGUUGCAGGACAAGAUUAAGGAAUUGGAAUCGCAACUAAUGAUAGAGAGAAGGCUAGCACGACAGCACGUUGACUCAAAAAUAUUAGAACAGCAGCAACAGCAACAGCAACAACAAUUAAUGAGACAACAACAAGAAGAAGAGCAGAAUUCUGCACUUUCAAGGCCACCACUUGCAAAUAGACCCCUCGGAGUUCUCAAGAAUUUUAACGAAGGCAAAGAACUAACUCACAAUCGACCAUUUUCUGAGCUCAACAGCUACAAAUUUCCGCCACCCCCUCCUCCAAUAGACGCCAUUUGUAAACACGUUGAUCCAAUGGAGAAAGAAAACAACCCAAAGAUUGCAGACCAACCCCUAGUAGUGCCAAAGCAAACUGGAAGAGCUUCCCUAUGCCCAAUAGCACAAAGGGUUCUACCAGCCCCAGCUCCAAGGCGCGCUUCUCUGAUUCCUUUACCGAGUGCUGUGGGCUCCACCAAAUUCCCACAACCAUUUCUACACUUGCCACCAAUUCAAGCCAAUAAGAAAGAAGAGACAGAGAUUGAAGCGAAAUGCUAUCCCGAACCCAUGAAUUGGGGUGGCAACAGUCCUAAAGAACAUAAAAGUGGAGGGAAGAAGCUUAUAAACAGCAUAUUGAGACGGAGUGUUCAAAAGAGAAUUCAAAUAAGGUCCCCAAUGCAGCAGCAUAUCAGAAGAGGUGGUGGCGUAAACGUGGGGAUGGAAAAGGUUAGAGUCUCUAUUGGAGGCCGAGGAAGGGUGGCUCAUAGAGUGUUGCUUGGCAAUGCUAGAAGGGCAAUGAAAGAUGUUCAACAGCAAAAGGAAAACCAAAGGGAGAAGGAAAGAGGAUGGAAUAGCAGAAUCAUAUGAACGUUGAAGUUUUUUUUUUUUUUUUAUGUCUUUUUAAAUGUGUUCAUAUUAGGUUCGAACUAACAGUGCUGGGUUGCUUCCUUGCUUGCAACCAUGGAUCACUGCAGAGAUGAAACAAAACAAGACAGUCGUGUUGAUUUUAUUUUCCUUCCGGGUUGAUGCCCAUCGACUGUUAACUAAUGGAUUGGUACAUAACAACAUUCAUCAGUUAAUUUGUCACUCA
Molecule: messenger RNA, 3934 nt
Organism: Rhododendron vialii
Lineage: Eukaryota; Viridiplantae; Streptophyta; Magnoliopsida; Ericales; Ericaceae
Product: kinesin-like protein KIN-14Q
Exons: 18
Coding region: 139-3711 (1190 amino acids)
Biological process (GO): microtubule-based movement
Molecular function (GO): microtubule binding; microtubule motor activity; ATP binding
Source: RefSeq, a predicted model, not a curated record